AUGUUGGAGUGUCGUGCAUGUGCUUUGCGCUGCAUUCGGGCCAUCGCUGGCGAUGCAUGGACGAUCAGCACAUCCGUUCAAAGACCUCUCCUACUCACGCCUCGACUCACGAAUGGCCGUCAACGACGAAGUCUGGCAAGUACCGCCACGGCCAAACCAUUCCCAGCCAAACGCAAGAGCAAGGAUGCAGUUGAAACGGAGAACAAGGAGAAAGGUCUUACACUUCAUGAAGAGCGUGCUUUGCAGACCGAACUGGAGUUUCUGAAAGACCCAGUCAAGCUCGCCGAGCAUGUCCAUUACACGCUUCGUAACGAGAAGCCACAGAAGGCGCUGGAUCUGUGUCGAUUGGCGAGCAGGAACAUGUCUUGCAUAGUAUCAUGGAACCAUACCAUCGAUUGGCAUAUGAAGCGUGGACGGGUCAACGAUGCCAUCAAAAUUUACAACGAGAUGAAGAAGCGUGGACAGUUCCCAGACAGCUAUACCUACAUGCUGCUGUUUCGAGGGGUUUCUCAAGAUACUACAAAACUUGGGACAAAGAUCAGAGCAGAGGCGGUCAGCAAAGCAACGAACAUAUACAACAGCAUGACGAGCCCGACGAGCAGAGUCAAGCCGAGUAUCAUGCACACCAAUGCAGUAUUAAGGUUGUGCGCACUCGCAGGUGACAUGGAUGCACUUUGGGGAGUAGCGGGCAAGAUACCGGAACACGGACCUGGUAGUGCGGACACCAUAACAUAUACAACUCUACUCAGUGCGAUUCGAUUUGAUGCUAUUGGGUCCAUCGACGGAACGGCCUAUGUCGAACAGAUCGGACCGCAACGACAACAAGCGGUCAAUGAGGGUCGUCGUAUCUGGCAGGAGGUCAUCGCGAAAUGGCGAAGUGGUGAGCUUCAGCUCGACGCUGAGCUUGUCAGCCAGAUGGGAAAUUUGCUUCGCAUCAGCAAGCGCAUCGAGGACUGGGACGACGUUCUAAGUCUUGUCCAGCAAACCACCAGCAUAGAACGGCAGAUAGCGCCUGUCGGCUCUCCAGAACGCCGCAUUGAGCACGUCCGUCUGGAGCCAGUGGACAAGGAUGUCGAAGAGGAGCCUGCGUCAGUCGUAGACGAGGAUGGAUGGGUCCCAACACCGGCAUCGAAUGCGUUCAAGCCAGUCGCACCACACGCAUAUGAUCCGCAGCACCCCAAGCGACCGACCCGUCUUGCAUGGGUGGAGCCCGGGAACCCCAUUCUGAGCUCCAUCAUUCGGGCGUGCACAUUGAUGCGGAUACCAAAGACCGCGCUAGCAUACUGGAACAUCAUCACAUCGGAGCCGUACAAUAUCAAACCUGAUAUGGCCAACUACCAAGCGAUACUCCGCCUGUACGGGAUCAAUCGACAGUCUGGACAGGCGGCUUCCCUCAUACAACAGAUGCAUGACGUCGGCAUUCAAGUCACCGGUAAGACCUAUCGUGAUGCUCUGGACGUCUGCGCGCGCAACCACAAGUCGAGCAGCACAAUGGAGCACGCCACGCAGAUCAUCGACAACAUGCAAAAGCAUAUGGCGUACCCAGACGUGCCAGCGCUUCGAAAGUAUCUGUCUCUUGCUCUUACCACAGACUCUGGUCAUAUCAUUACCACGGCCAUCGACCGCCUCGAUCCGUUUAUUCACAUUCUUCGAAGCCGCAUGGUCCACGGCGUUGACAAAAAAGUAGGUAUAACCCCGGAGCAACGUCUCGACGACAAAGACGAAACAGCUGGUUUCUUCCGCAACGUGAUCAGCGUCAUCGAUACUCUGAUGAGCCGAGAGCUUGUUCCUAGAGAGCAGUUCAAACUUUGGCACGAACGCCGAUCGCAACUCAACGCUUUGUUGACUCGAUCGCUGAAGACCUUGACCACGUCCCGUUCUCGUCUGCAGCAAAGGAGAAGUGAAAACUUCGAUGGCAGUCCGGCCGGAGAGCAGGGCAAGGACAGUGCGGACUCCCGAAACGCAUAUGCUCCGGUGCCAGACGAACCUCGCUGGAAGCAAGAACGAUUGAGGCCAGAACGAGCAGUGAGAGACUUUGUACAGCGCAGGCCAGGUUCCGAGCCACAAGAGCGGGGCCAUUACUCAUUACGCUUGGAUGCUAAACGUCGCGACUUGCGCAGGGACAGCGAGGGGAGAGACAACGGCAUGGUGGACCUGCCAGGAGAGAUCGCGAUGCGAGAGCAGUGA
Messenger RNA from Zymoseptoria tritici IPO323, 2187 nucleotides. RefSeq lists its product as uncharacterized. The transcript has a single exon. The coding region runs from base 1 to 2187 and encodes 728 amino acids. Lineage: Eukaryota; Fungi; Ascomycota; Dothideomycetes; Mycosphaerellales; Mycosphaerellaceae. Gene Ontology annotation, molecular function: protein binding. The record is from RefSeq and is a predicted model, not a curated record.